This is a messenger RNA of Penicillium cinerascens, 1003 nucleotides long. Its product is annotated as flavin adenine dinucleotide pyrophosphatase. The transcript has 3 exons. The record is from RefSeq and is a predicted model, not a curated record. Bases 8 to 1003 code for a protein of 331 amino acids. Lineage: Eukaryota; Fungi; Ascomycota; Eurotiomycetes; Eurotiales; Aspergillaceae.
CCCCUUCAUGCUAAGCCGACUGAACUUGUUAACCCGCCACUUCUCCCGUCAAUUCGGUUCCUCCCGUCCUACCUCUCCGACUCACUCGCCCCGGGUCCAACAUCCCGGUCCGUCCGCAAUGACAUCACCCCAUCCGAACUUCACCAAACCCAUCCACACGGCAGCCUGCCUGAUCAUUGGCGAUGAGGUUCUAGGCGGAAAGACAAUCGAUACCAAUUCGCCCUUCCUAGCCAAGUUCUGCUUCAACCUCGGCAUCCAGCUGAAGCGCGUGGAGGUCAUCCCGGACGAUGAGGAAGACAUCAUGGAAGCAGUGCACCGCAUGAGCGCCCGCUAUGACUUUGUCGUUACCAGCGGAGGCAUUGGUCCAACCCACGACGACAUUACCUACCAAUCAAUCGCCAAAGCGUUCAACCUCAAGCUCCAAUUACACCAGCCUGCCUUUGAGCGCAUGAAGAAGCUCUCAAAACCGCACCCUAUGCAACCCAACUUUGACUGGGAAACCCCAUCCCCAGGCCUAACCGCCAAACUGCGCAUGGUCGAGCUCCCCUACGACCCGUCCAUCCCCGCCGAACAACAAGCCCUGUUCGUCGCCGAGGACAUGUGGGUUCCAAUCGCCGUCGUCAACGGCAACGUGUAUAUCCUGCCCGGCGUGCCACGUCUCUUCGAACGACUUCUGCAGCACCUCAAGCCCGCCAUCACGCCCCGAUUGUCUGAUCCCGAGGGCAAGGGUACCACCCGCUUCAUGAUUAGCACGCCGCUGCCGGAAAGUGCCGUUGCGCCUUAUCUGACUGAGCUGGCAGCUAAGGUCGAGCCGAAGGGUGUCAAGGUCGGUAGUUAUCCCCGCUGGGGUAAGAAGCGGAAUACGGUUACCCUUGUGGGCGCCGAUAAGGCGUUUUUGGAGUCGUUGGUCGCUGAGGUUGAGGAGAAUGUACAGGGAAAGCGGGUUUCUAAAGAGGAUGAGCUUGACCCGCCGUCGGAUUCGGAGCAUGUCUAUAGCCAGUAG